AUCGGGAUUGUUGUUCUUUACUCGAAGAGAUCAAAUUAUUGGUGGGGACAAUUCAAUAAUCGCUGGAUAUUGGUGGGGACACGUCCCUGCCGUCCAUGCCAAAUCUACGCCCUUGGUCUAGCGUACUCAACUCAAUAACAGUCAAUAAAAAAGAAAACAUGGAACUCGGAUCAACAGUCAGUGCUGUGAGGAGUACGAGGGUGCUGGAUGGUGACAAAGUACGUCCUGCAGUUGUAGUUAUAAAGGAUGGGAAAAUACAUGAAAUAGUGUCGAGCUGUAGCUUUUCUGAGGAUGUGGCCUGUCAGGUGCUGGAUGUGGGUGACAGCGUGGUGAUGCCAGGCAUUGUAGACUGCCACGUUCAUGUGAAUGAACCAGGCCGUACCUCCUGGGAGGGUUUCUGGAGCGCCACCAGAGCUGCAGCAGCCGGAGGGGUGACGACGAUUGUGGACAUGCCGCUAAACAGCAUCCCUCCCACCACAACUCUUGGCAAUUUUCACGAGAAGCUGCGGCAGGCAACAGGGAAGUGUUUUGUGGAUGUAGCCUUCUGGGGAGGCGUGGUCCCCGGCAAUCAGCUCCAUCUACGUCCAAUGAUCCAGGCUGGAGUGGCUGGCUUCAAGUGUUUUCUCAUCCAUAGCGGGGUGGAUGAGUUCCCCCAUGUAAAUGACAGCGAUCUACAUACAGCCAUGAAGCAGCUGCAAGGCACAGGAAGCGUCCUGCUGUUUCACGCAGAGAGGGACGUUUGGGAAGGAAAAGGAGAGACUGGUGACCCUUGCCAGUACUCCACCUUCUUGCGGUCCAGGCCAGACGUCAUGGAAACUGAAGCUAUUCGUGUUGUCACAGAGCUUUGCCUGCAGUACAGGGUUCGCUGCCACAUAGUUCACUUGUCUUCUGCAAAGCCACUGAAACUGAUUGAGGAAGCACGGCAGGCUGGAGCUCCUCUGACUGUGGAGACCACCCACCACUAUCUCAGCCUGUGUGCAGAAGACAUACCUGCAGGGGCCACGCAAUUUAAGUGCUGCCCACCCAUCAGAGGAUCUGUUAACCAAGAGCAGCUAUGGUCUGCGCUGAAAGCUGGACAGAUUGACAUGGUGGUCUCAGACCACUCCCCCUGCACCACCGACUUGAAGAAACUGGACAGUGGAGACUUCACACAGGCUUGGGGAGGGAUUUCUUCUUUACAGUUUGGCUUGUCUCUGUUCUGGAGUUCAGCCAGUAAAAGAGGUUUUCAGCUCCCUGAUGUUGUGAGGCUCCUGAGCCAAAAAACAGCUCAGCUGUGUUGCCUCGACAGCCGGAAGGGCUGCCUUGCCCCCAGUUAUGAUGCCGACUUGGUUGUAUGGGACCCAGAGAGAGAGUUUGAGGUAAGAAACCAUAAACAGUCAUCAUAUCCUGAGGCAGAUGUGUUUCAUCCUUUGCUCUGUUUCACAGAUUCAAGAAGAAAACAUACAUCACAAAAACAAGCUGACUCCUUACCUUGGCCUCAAACUGCAAGGGGCCGUGCGCGCCACCAUCCUGAGGGGACGGCUCGUGUACGAAGAUGGCAGCUUCUGCGCCGAACCUCUGGGGAAGCAUCUCCUCAUCCCUCAGAAGACAAAUCAGGCCUAACUGUGAAGCACAAUGACAAUAAACCUCAAACCUAAUAAACCUCAAAUAUUCAAUUCACCACUGAUUCUCACUGAGUGAUGGUUAAAAAGUUAUUGACCUCAUAAUAAUGGAAAACAAAAACUGGCUUAAGGGUCAUUUAAAAAACGAAAACUUCUGCUGAACUUUAGCAUUUUAACUGCACAGAAAAAUUGAAUUACGAUGCCGCAUAUUUACUUCAAAAGAAUACUCAAACAAAAGCUUUCAUCUGUGCACUAUCUCUA
Neolamprologus brichardi is the source of this 1862-nucleotide messenger RNA. Its product is annotated as zgc:103559. Gene Ontology annotation, cellular component: cytoplasm. Lineage: Eukaryota; Metazoa; Chordata; Actinopteri; Cichliformes; Cichlidae. Gene Ontology annotation, molecular function: zinc ion binding; cobalt ion binding; allantoinase activity. The record is from RefSeq and is a predicted model, not a curated record. Gene Ontology annotation, biological process: allantoin catabolic process; purine nucleobase catabolic process.